Naumovozyma dairenensis CBS 421 is the source of this 3276-nucleotide messenger RNA. RefSeq names its product importin PSE1 (gene PSE1). Bases 1 to 3276 code for a protein of 1091 amino acids. Gene Ontology annotation, biological process: protein import into nucleus. The transcript has a single exon. Gene Ontology annotation, molecular function: nuclear import signal receptor activity. The record is from RefSeq and is a predicted model, not a curated record. Gene Ontology annotation, cellular component: cytoplasm; nucleus. NCBI's taxonomy places the organism in Eukaryota, Fungi, Ascomycota, Saccharomycetes, Saccharomycetales, Saccharomycetaceae.
AUGUCCGCACUAUCAAACGAAAUUAAUACUACAUUAUUGAAUGUCCUUCAAGGAUUUUCGUCGCCAAACAAUGAAAUACGUGCUGCUGCUGAAAAGACACUGAGUCAAAAUUGGAUUACUGCACAAAAUAUUCAAUUGUUAUUGGUUUUCUUAUCGGAACAAGCCGCAUAUUCUCAAGAUCCUACGACUGCUGCAUUAUCUGCUGUCUUAUUUAGAAAAUUAGCAUUGAAGGCUCCUCCUGAUUCUAAAGUACUAAUCAUUGCUAAAAACAUCACUCAUAUUGAAAAGGAAACUUUAAUUCAAAUUCGUACUACACUAUUGAAGGGGUUUGUUUCUGAAAGACCAAAUUCAAUCAGACAUAAAUUAUCGGAUGCAAUUGCCGAAUGUGCACAAGAGGACUUACCAGAAUGGCCAGAAUUACUUCAAGCUAUGGUUGGAACAUUGAAAAGUCCUGAUCCAAAUUUCAGAGAAUCAAGUUUUAGAAUUUUAUCAUCCGUUCCACAUUUAAUCAACAAUGUUGAUGUUAAUAGCAUUUUACCAAUCUUCCAAUCAGGUUUCUCGGACCCGGAAGAUAAUGUUAAAAUUGCAGCCGUUACUGCAUUCGUCGGUUACUUCAAGCAACUACCAAAAGAACAUUGGGCAAAAUUAGGUAUCUUAUUACCAAGCUUAUUAAACAGCCUUCCAAAAUUCUUAGAUGACGGUAAAGAUGAUGCAUUGGCUUCAGUUUUAGAAUCAUUGAUUGAACUAGUAGAAUUAGCUCCUAAAUUGUUUAAAGAUAUGUUUAAUGAAAUAAUACAAUUUUCCGAUAUGGUUAUCAAAAACACCGAUUUAGAAACUCAAGCUAGAACAACUGCUCUAGAAUUGUUGACUGUAUUCAGUGAGAAUGCUCCUCAAAUGUGUAAAUCCAAUCCAAAUUAUGGUCAAUAUAUUAUCAUGAAUACUCUAUUAAUGAUGACCGAGGUUUCCCAAGAUGAUGAAGAUGCCGUAGAAUGGAGAGAAGCUGAUGAUACUGAUGACGAAGAAGAAGUUACCUAUGACCAAGCACGCCAAGCCCUAGAUCGUGUUUCAUUAAGGCUUGGUGGUGCCUAUUUAGCCCCACCGUUAUUUCAAUAUAUUCAGCAAAUGUUGUCUUCUUCUCAAUGGAGAGAACGUUAUGCAGCUUUAAUGGCACUUUCCUCAGCAGCUGAAGGUUGUGAAGACGUAUUGAAAUCAGAAAUUCCAAAAAUAUUGGAUUUAGUUCUACCUUUGAUCAAUGACCCUCAUCCAAGAGUCCAAUAUGGUUGUUGUAACGUUCUAGGUCAGAUAUCCACUGAUUUCCAACCAGUAAUUCAAGAAACAUCUCAUGAUAGAAUUCUGCCUGCAUUGAUUUCUAAGUUAAAUUCUAACUCUCUGGAAAGAGUUCAAACACACGCAGCUGCUGCAUUGGUCAAUUUCUCAGAACAUGCUCAAGAUUCCAUUCUAGAACCUUAUUUGGACAGCUUGUUAACAAGUCUUUUAACAUUAUUACAAAGCAAUAAAUUAUAUGUCCAAGAACAAGCUUUAACUACUAUCGCGUUCAUUGCUGAUGCCGCCAGUGUUAAAUUCAUUAAAUAUUACGACACACUGAUGCCAUUAUUAUUAAACGUUUUGAAAAUGAAUUCAGGGAACGAAAAUGGCAUCUUAAAAGGUAAAUGUAUUGAAUGUGCGACUUUGAUUGCUUUAGCUGUUGGUAAAGAAAAAUUCAUGGAACACUCACAGGAUUUAAUUAAUUUAUUAAUUCUGCAUCAAGAUUCCUGUACUGAAGAUGAUGAUCCUGUGAAAGCAUAUUUAGAACAAGGUUGGAGUAGGAUUUGUCGUAUCUUAGGAGAAGAUUUUAUUCCAUUAUUACCUAUUGUCCUACCCCCAUUAUUAGAGUCAGCUAAGGCUACUCAAGAUGUUAGUUUAAUUGAGGAAGAAGAAGCUGCCAAUUUCCAACAAUAUAUGGAUUGGGACGUUGUUCAAAUUCAAGGUAAGCACAUUGCCAUUCAUACAUCUUUAUUAGAUGACAAAGUUUCCGCCAUGGAAUUAUUACAAGUAUAUUGUACUGUAUUAAAAAAUCAUUUUGCCGCCUAUGUUAACGAAAUUAUGAACGAGAUUGCUGUCCCAUCAAUUGAUUUCUAUCUACAUGAUGGUGUUCGUGCUACAGGUGCAACUUUGAUUCCAAUUCUGCUAACGUCUAUUACUUCUACAGUUGGUACUGGAAAUGAGGAAGUUCUUCAAUUAUGGAACAAUGCUUCCAAGAAAUUGAUUGCAGGGAUUAUUUCGGAACCAAUGCCUGAAAUCACUCAAAUAUAUCAUAACUCACUAAGUGAUUGUAUGAUGAUAAUGGGUAAGAAUUGUUUGAGUGAUGUAGAAUUAGAUAAAUAUACCCAGGGUGUCCAAACUAAUCUUGCUGAUAUUUUUGAAAGAGUUAGUAGACGUCAUAAUGAAGAUGAUGAAUAUAACGAAGAUGUUGAUGAUGAUCUUGACGGCUACACAGAUGAAGAUUUAUUAGAUGAAAUUAAUAAAUCAAUUUCUACCGUUUUUAAAACACAAGGAGAAAGAUAUUUGCCAUAUGUUCAAAGACUUUGGCCAACAAUAAUUGACUAUUUAGGUCAAGAUGAAAUCAUUCUAUCACUUUUUGCUUUAGUUGCAAUUGGUGAUUUGAUUAAUGUAUAUGGUGAACUAACGGCUAGUUUGAAAGAUAGUUUCAUUGGAAAAGUGAAAGCUUGUCUAUUGUCUCCAGAGCCAAGCAUCCGUCAAGCAGCUGCAUACGUUGUUGGUGUUUGUGCACAAUCUGCUCCUGUAGUAUAUCGCGAUGAUUGUCUCUCUUCAUUAGAUGUCCUUUAUAAAGUAGUUGGUAUCCCAGAUGCUAAAUCUACUGAAAACACGACUGCUACUGAGAAUGCAAGUUCGGCAAUCGGUAAAAUACUUACAGCUUAUGGGUCUGACUUCCCAGAUAUUAGUUCCUAUGUUCAAAAUUGGGUUAAAACAUUACCUACAAUUGAAGAUUACGAAGCUGCUGCAUCCAAUUAUAAAACGUUACAGUUAUUAAUAGAGAACAACUCGCCAACUGUUUGUGAUUCUUCAAUGAUUCCAACAAUUGUUGAUCAUGUUGUGCAAGCCCUUGUCAAGCGUUCUAUUAGUGGAACCACGGCCACUGAGGUUGUGGAUUCUACUAAAAAGUUACUGGGAACACUACCUCCAAAUGAUGCUAUGGGCAUUUUACAAAAGUAUCCAUCGCCGUAUAUGGAAACAAUUCAACAGUGGUUUUCUUGA